This is a messenger RNA of Echinops telfairi (small Madagascar hedgehog), 1885 nucleotides long. RefSeq names its product proline and serine rich 3 (gene PROSER3). The record is from RefSeq and is a predicted model, not a curated record. NCBI's taxonomy places the organism in Eukaryota, Metazoa, Chordata, Mammalia, Afrosoricida, Tenrecidae. Bases 33 to 1841 code for a protein of 602 amino acids. The transcript is spliced from 8 exons.
UGGCCCCAGAAACCCAGACUUCCAGCAGCUCCAUGGCUUCCAACUCCCCUGAGCUGUUUGAGGAGUCGUGGCCCUCCAGCUCAGGGACCCCUUCCUCACUGGGCACCUCUGAGGGACAGAUGGGGCUGUCCCCACCACUUACCCCGAUCGACAGCGGAGACUCAGUGGUGGCGAAGUACAUAAACCGCUUCCGGCAGGCUCAGCCCACAAGGCGAGAGGAACGCCAACCUGCAGGCCUAACCCCAACUGAAUUUUGGUGGCUGGAGUCUCCCCAUCCCAGUACUCAACCCACAGCAGCAGGGGCCUCCAGACAAGAAAGAAGUGCCGGCACCACAGUCCGGACUCCUGGGACUCCUGCCACGGCUAUGGACGCCCUGCAGGAAAGAGAACAGAGCUCCAAUCCCUGGAGGGCAGCCCUGCUGGACCUGGAGAUGCUGAGCCUGCAGAGCAGAGCUGCAAGAUUGCUCAAGCACAGCCAGGCCUCCCUCCACCCCAGCGAUGUCAGCAGCUCCUCGCUCCCCACCGGCUCGGAUGGCCUCCCACCCUCUUCGGUGACCAUUGCCCCAGACCGGAGCAAGAACUCGGGCCCCAGGGCCCCUGCCGCCCCGGCACCCACCCCCACCCCAGUGAUCCAAGCCCCUACUCCAGCCGCCUCGCCUCGGCUUCCAAUUUCCUCAAGGGCACCCCUGCGGCCAGAAGAUGAUAUUUUGUACCAGUGGCGACAGCGACGGAAACUUGAGCAGGCUCGAGGGGCCCAGGGUGACGGACCCUGGGUGCCGCCCCGGACCCCUACCUUCACCACUCAGGUCCCUGUUCCUACCCCUGCGGAGACUCUGGGUCCCCUGGCCACCCAGUCGACCUAUGUCCCCCUGUGGAACAGUGUGGCCCAGCCCAGUCCCCUGUGGAACAGUGUGGCCCAGCCCAGUCCCCCAGAGGCAUUCGCUGUGGCUAGACCUCCUAUUCCCCCGGGGCCCUCUUCACACAUCCUCUGGGGCCCUAGCCCCCACGGGUUCUUCUGGGCUCCGCAGCCUAGUCCUUGGGUACCUCUAGCACCGGUUCCACCUGUGCCACCGCCCUCUACCUCCACCCCUACUACAGCCCCCCAGGGCCAGCCCCCCUCUGCUGCCUGCAGCCCUGCCCAGCCCGAAAGGCAGGACCCCAAGCUCCCCCGGAGGGGCAGAACCCCAUGCCAGGAACCUGCUGAGCAAGUGGCGCCACCUAGCCCAGGACCUGGCCCGCAGCUCCGAGGUGCACUGGGACAGGUAGUGAGGGCUCGGCUGUUCCUGGACAGCUUGGAGGACACGCCCCCUCACCUGGAGGGUCCGCCCACCCCCGAGGCUGACUAUCUGCAGGCGCAGGCCAGGCGGCUUCCAGCCAAGGUUCCAUCCCCUCUUUCAGAGGCGCCUCUGCCCGAGACCCUGCCUCUUAGGUCCAAGACCAAGCCUAGGAAAACCGGGGGCCUGUCCAGCCCAACAGAGGCGGAGCCCCGGCAGGGUAAAGCCACGCCCUCAGCGGCUGCCCAGGGCCCGCCUCCCAAGGCCCCGCCCACCACAGACCACGCCCCCUCGGAGGACCUGCUCUCGCAGGCGGCUCAGCUCCUGGAAGCGGCUGAAGACUCGGACGGCAGCGAGUUCUCCGAGGACCCAGUGCUGCGAGUGCUGAGAGCCCAGAGGGCGGAGCUGCGGCGACAGAAAAGGAAAGUGGAUGCCAGUUUGUCCUGCUUACUGGGCCACGAAGAUGAGGUGGAGUCCAGUCCCCUUCAACCCGCCAGGUUGUCCCCCAGGUUCCCAAGGAGGGAGCCGCCACGGGAAGGAGCCUCCAGUGAGGCCAGGUGCCUUUGAACUGUACAAAUUCUGUAUUUCCCAAUAAAACACUUUUCAAGUUA